Molecule: messenger RNA, 4546 nt
Organism: Mya arenaria
Lineage: Eukaryota; Metazoa; Mollusca; Bivalvia; Myida; Myidae
Product: serine/threonine-protein phosphatase 2A regulatory subunit B'' subunit gamma-like
Exons: 13
Coding region: 63-1487 (474 amino acids)
Biological process (GO): regulation of dephosphorylation; T cell homeostasis; microtubule cytoskeleton organization
Cellular component (GO): spindle; centrosome
Source: RefSeq, a predicted model, not a curated record
UCAAAGAUGGACGACAAACAAAUCACAACUUGCUGCACAAAAUUAUUUGAUUGAAAAUAUCUAUGAAAUGGCCUAAUAUUACUAUCAUGACAUUGACAGGCAAAUCUUCUGGUCGUUCUAAUAUAAUGGAGUGGAAGACGUCGUUGAAAAAAUAUGUGGAUAGGAAGAAAAAGCCGGUGGCAGAAGAGGAGCAGAAGGCAGAGGAAAUGCAGCAGUUCACAGAACUGUACCAUGACUGGAAGGGGGUGGACCACAGUCACCACACCCUCAAACUGCCAAGGCUCUAUGAUAAGUUGCCUUCUGAAGAAGAACCAUUGUUGUUGAAGUUGCGAGAAGAAUCUCGAGCAGUGUUCCUUCAGAGACGAAGUAGAGAAUUGUUAGACAAUGAUGAAUUACAGCGCCUCUGGUUCCUGCUUGACCAGUACCACACACCUCCCCUGGUCGGAGAUGACCAGAUGAUCAACUUUGAGGACUUUCAGAAAGUCGCUACUGAGGCAGGACAAAAAUGCCAGCAAUUUUUCAAAUCCAGUGUGUUCACGAAGUUGUUACAAACAGAUCCUUAUGGUAGAAUCUCCAUCAUGCAAUUUUUCAACUAUGUGAUGCGGAAAGUCUGGCUUCACCAGACCCGUAUUGGUCUGUCAUUGUAUGACGUUGCUGGCCAGGGCUACCUCAAAGAAUCUGAUUUGGAGAACUACAUUUUGGAACUUAUACCUACUUUACCCCAGUUGAAUGGUCUGGAGAAGUCGUUUUACUCGUUCUAUGUGUGUACAGCAGUGCGCAAGUUUUUCUUCUUCCUUGAUCCAAUGAGGAAAGGCAAGAUAAAGAUACAGGACAUCCUUGCCUGUAGCUUCCUAGAUGACCUGCUUGAGUUGCGUGAUGAGGACCUGUCGAAGGAGAUGCAGGAGUCUAACUGGUUCUCUGCUCCAUCAGCUCUCAGAGUGUACGGCCAGUACCUUAACCUAGACAAGGACCACAAUGGCAUGCUUUCCAAGGAGGAACUGGCAAGAUAUGGGACUGGCACUUUAACAGAUGUGUUUUUAGACAGAGUGUUCCAGGAGUGUCUAACAUACGAGGGAGAAAUGGACUACAAGACAUACUUGGACUUUGUCUUGGCCCUGGAGAACAGGAAGGAACCAGAAGCCCUGCGUUACUUGUUCAGGAUCCUCGACGUGCAACAGAGAGGCCACCUCAAUGUAUUCUCACUGAACUAUUUCUUCAGGGGGGUCAUGAAAAAAUAUGCGGCUGAAAUCCCAGCAAUCCAGGAGCAGAUGCGAACACAUGGUCAGGAGCCUGUCUCCUUCCAGGAUGUAAAGGAUGAGAUAUUUGACAUGGUGAAACCAGUAGAUCCUCUACGACUAUCUCUAGAUGAUCUAGUCACAUGUGGGAAGGGGGACACAGUUGUCAGUAUUUUGAUAGACCUGAAUGACUUCUGGACUUAUGAAAACCGUGAAUAUCUAGUCCCUGAGACCACAGAGGAGGACAUUUAGCUGACCUAUGGCUGUUUUCCUCUGUACAUAACUGACCAGUGGCCAACACUGACCUCUCUGUGAUACUUUUUGUCUCAAAUAUCCACUAUAUGGACAUACAACCAGAUUUUUCCAAAGUUCAUAUUCACUAGUGUCUUGAUUGACGUCGGAAGAGAACAAGGCGAUCAACAAUCGUAUUGAGAUCAUUGUUGCAUACAUCAGGGAUUUGAAGUCAUCCUCUGGACUCUUGGAUAGUACUGUGUAAGGCUCUGGUCCGAAGCAAAUCUUCAACCCAUGUGAGUCUGAGAUCCAGACUUAAAUCUGCGAAUUUGAAUUUUAUUGUAAAUUUGCUAUUAGCACAGCAAAUGAUAAUUUUUGCUGCAUAUGUUACAAUAAUAAUAACUUCAUUAGAUAAAUAUUUCGUAACAUUUUUAAUUUGCUAUUCUGAGUCGCAAACUUAGUCUCAAGACGUUAGUGGCAAUGACUCAGUGUCAUAGUUUAGUUUACAUCAGAGAUUUAUACGAAAUAGGCAUUGAAAACACUUAUUCAUAGACUUGCAAUAUUUUUCUGACAGAUUACCUCUGUUGAAUCAUAUGAGAGAUUCAUUUCAUGAUUUUAUAUAUAUAUUUAGUUUUGGCAUAUAUACUCCCAAGAAGUUGCUAGACCGGGCCCCAAUAUCACAAAAAUGCUUGAGUCAUUUCUCAAUGUCAAGUGAUUUAAAGUCUUACAUGUUUUUUCCUCCUGUGAGCCACUGACAUAGAAUAUGUUGAUUGUAAAUUUGGUCAGUAUUCAGAAGAAAAACUAUUACUGGUAUGCAGGAAAAAUGUAAUACAGUACAAUUUAAGAACUCAUUUCAAGUACAUUUUUUCCUUCUCUUUUUAAAACAUUGUGACAAGUUUUUUUUUCAACACAUUCAAUGAGCACCUAAAUACACUUUUAAAAGGAGUAAGAACGUGUUGAGAUGGCAGUAUUUUUGUGAUAUUUGGGCCAGGGUCCAUAUUUACGAACAGUCUCAAGUCGCACUUGACGGCAAAUCUUCAUCUCAUUGUAACGCCUUCUAGCAAAGCAUUCAUGAUGAACUUGACGAAAAUCUCAAAGUGUACCAUUCUUUACAUAUAUUUUUUAAAGGAAUGGAAUAAAAUGAUUUUCGGAGUCAGUGUCUCCGACUUUAGACUGUUCAUAAACAGAGGCCCAGAGUUCUGUUUUAGAUCACUAUUAGGGUUAAUAGACUUAGAUCUCAUAUUAACAUUUGAAAUCCUAUGGUAUCUAGUUGUCUCUCAAGUUAUUUUUGUAUAAGUUGAAUUGUUCAAGAUAGUUGAGGCAAUAUCAUCGGGUUCUGAUCAACUCAACAUCAUACAUUGUGAAAUGGCAGCCUAUCAUUUUGGUAUCUUAGUUUUUAUUCUAGGUACUAGUCAGUGUAGGCCAAAGAAAUCUGUUUGAUAUGUUUAUCCUAUACAAUGUAUAGUGUAGUCUAUUAUAAUGUUUAAAGUGUAUAAAUGAGUCAAAUUGAGAGCAUUUUACCAUGGUUAUGGUUCUUUUAAUUGAAAACUGCUCUCAGUUUAUUCUUGCUUAAUUGAGAAAGUCCUUUUAGUAAUGAUUUUUUUAAGGAUGUCAAUUUCAUGUUUAUUUUUAUUUGUUAGAAUAGAAAUUAAAUCAACAUAAGGAAUCCUAAUGAUUGUUUGUGAGGAAUUCAUGUUUGGACAUAGCUGUAUCAAGAUAAACGUGGAUGACACAUCCGUCCAGUGUUAUGUUUGGACAUAGCUGUAUCAAGAUAAGCGUGGAUGAUCCAUCCGUCCAGUGUUAUGUUUGGACAUAGCUGUAUCAAGAUAAGCGUGGAUGACACAUCUGUCCAGUGUUAUGUUUGGACAUAGCUGUAUCAAGAUAAGCGUGGAUGACACAUCCGUCCAGUGUUAUGUUUGGACAUAGCUGUAUCAAGAUAAGCGUGGAUGACACAUCCGUCCAGUGUUAUGUUUGGACAUAGCUGUAUCAAGAUAAGCGUGGAUGACACAUCCGUCCAGUGUUAUGUUUGGACAUAGCUGUAUCAAGAUAAGCGUGGAUGACACAUCUGUCCAGUGUUAUGUUUGGACAUAGCUGUAUCAAGAUAAGCGUGGAUGACACAUCCGUCCAGUGUUAUGUUUGGACAUAGCUGUAUCAAGAUAAGCGUGGAUGACACAUCCAUCCAGUGUUAUGUUUGGACAUAGCUGUAUCAAGAUAAGCGUGGAUGACACAUCCUUCCAGUGUUAUGUUUGGACAUAGCUGUAUUAAGAUAAGCGUGGAUGACACAUCUGUCCAGUGUUAUGUUUGGACAUAGCUGUAUCAAGAUAAACGUGGAUGACACAUCUGUCCAGUGUUAUGUUUGGACAUAGCUGUAUCAAGAUGAACGUGGAUGACACAUCUGUCCAGUGUUAUGUUUGGACAUAGCUGUAUCAAGAUAAGCGUGGAUGACACAUCUGUCCAGUGUUAUGUUUGGACAUAGCUGUAUCAAGAUAAACAUGGAUGACACAGCUGUCUAGUGUUAUGUUUGGACAUAGCUGUAUCAAGAUAAACAUGGAUGACCCAUCCGUCCAGUGUUAUGCCCAUCUCCAUGAAUAUCCAUUUUGCAUUUAUUUUUGUGUGCCCAUUUAAUUGUGGUUCAUUGUUUAUGUGACCUAUUGAACACAUUUAGUACUGGUAUUAUUAUUGAUUACUAUGUAAAGUACAGUAGAACAUUUAGUAAAAAAUCUAGUUAAAACAUAUUUUUAACAGAUAAGAUAAGGGAACAAUGUUGUCCACAUUAAAUAUUAUCAUCAGAAAUUCAGAAUACAACCCGUUCUAUCAACACAUUGGAACAGUUUAUAUUCCCUGUGCUAAACCAAUACAUUAGUGUGAGUUUUGAAUGUCUGAUUUAGAGACACAUGUUGCUGUAUAUGUCCUUUUAUGUGGAAAGGAGCUUGUUUGGUUUGUACAUGUAUAUUUCGGACCAGCCUGUUCCACUAACACUGCCUUUUAUGUUGUUUUUCUGAUGAACAGUCUUGGUCAUUUGUAUUGUGUCCCCAACUCACAGCAUUUAUUUUGUGAAUAAAGUAAUUUUAACAAUUGUA